This is a messenger RNA of Setaria italica (foxtail millet), 273 nucleotides long. Its product is annotated as transcription elongation factor 1 homolog. The transcript has a single exon. Gene Ontology annotation, biological process: transcription elongation by RNA polymerase II. Bases 1 to 273 code for a protein of 90 amino acids. The record is from RefSeq and is a predicted model, not a curated record. Gene Ontology annotation, molecular function: RNA polymerase II complex binding. Gene Ontology annotation, cellular component: transcription elongation factor complex. Lineage: Eukaryota; Viridiplantae; Streptophyta; Magnoliopsida; Poales; Poaceae.
AUGGGGAAGAGGAAGUCGAGGAAGACGAAGGCGCCGCCGCCGAAGAAGGCGAAGCUGGAGAAGGCCUUCGACUGCCCCUUCUGCAACAGCCGAGCCAGCGUCGAGUGCACCAUCAACCUCAAGGACCGGAUCGCCACGGCCCGGUGCGAGGUCUGCAAGGACGUCUACUUCACCAGCGCCCACGCGCUCACGGAGCCCAUCGACGUCUACAGCGACUGGAUCGACGCCUGCGAGCUUGCCAACGAGGGCGUCGUCAGGGGCGACGAUUUCUGA